Messenger RNA from Physcomitrium patens, 2291 nucleotides. RefSeq lists its product as uncharacterized. Lineage: Eukaryota; Viridiplantae; Streptophyta; Bryopsida; Funariales; Funariaceae. The record is from RefSeq and is a predicted model, not a curated record.
GGGGCCUGCUUCGCUGUACUCGGCGCCACACGUCGCGCCGUAGAGCUUCCACCCAGUUGGUGCCACCACGUAGCGAUGAUCCGCAAGGGCCUGGUUUCGCCACCCGGCACUGGCUUAUAAGCUCCCUGCACUCAAUCUCUCUCAUUCUCAAUAGAGAUCUAGAUUUCAGUCAAUUGGAUCUGCUCCUCUUCCUCCGCACCUCUAAUCAAUACUCUUUCUGUCUUGAACUGCGAUCUAGUCACCGCACUUCUAGACACAUACACACACGGGCUCGUUCCCCCCUUUCCUGCUUCUCUGCCAUCUGUUUGGUUAGUGUGUGCGUGUGUGUAGCUCGAUCGACUGACCUGUCGGUAGUUGCAGGUUUUUCCUUGGGCGCUGCGUUGGAGUCUACUAGCUAGGCGUGCAAGAUGUCGCAAGGAUACGAGCCCAUGGUUACUUCUGGAGAACAGCAGACUGGCUUGACUACGGCCGAGUCAGCUGACCACAUCGAUCCUAACAGCCCGAGCUACCACGACGGUGGUCACAAGAAACCAUCGAUUUUCGGAAGGCUGAAGGACAAAACCAAGAAAGCCGGUUCGAAAAUCAAGCACAAGGUUGGUAAGAAGAAGACCAACCCCGAUGGUACUACCACUGUCGAUAACGAGGAUGAAGGAGAGGAAAUGAGCAGCAACAGUGAUGAUUCUUCAUCGCCAUCUGCUUCACCCUCCCAUGCCCCUCAAACGACGCCAUACACAGCCCCUCAGACAGAAUCUCGCGACUUCGAAACCAGUCAAAGCACACCCUUCAAAUUUGGGGAAUCCGACGCUAAAGAGCCUGAAACACCAGACGUCGGAAAAUUGAGUCUAGAUGAGACCCCUGACUAUGAACCUGAGUCGAAGACCGACGAGCCAUCUAUCACUGAGAAAGCUUCAGAGGCUUCAGAGGGAGCAAAGAAUACUAUUUUCGGUGGUGCAGCGGCCACCGCCGGUGCCUCGGGAUUCACCCAAGACGAACCUAUGGACCCCGAAGACAAAUCUGUCACGGAGAAGUCCUCCGAGGCUGUCGAAGAAGUCAACAACAAAACAGAGGGGAUUGGGAACCGAGGAUACGAUGCCGCCACAGAUGCGAAGGACACAGUAGCUGAGAAGGGUAGUGAUGUCGCUGAUAAGACGAAAGAAACUUUCUCCGGGGAUUCCACUUCUGAGCGUCCUCAAAGUGCCACAGAUGCGGCAUACGAGGCUAAAGACGCUGCAGGGUCGAAAGCAUCCGAGCUGAACAACGCCACGAAUGACUCUGAAACUUACACGGAGAAAGCUACCAACACUGCUACUGCGGCGAAAGACAGCGUUGCAGACACAUUAGGCUUACACCAGUCGUCGGAGGGACCCUCCUUGGUGGAUAAAGCGAAGGGUUAUCUGGGAUAUGCAGUUGAUACCACGAACGAUCAUGUGUCCUCUACGACUGACACUGCGAAGGACGACGCAGCGUCGGCCACGGAAACAGCUAAGGAUUCGACGGGCAGUGCUGUAGACACAAUUAAGGAUCACGCCAGCGGUGCCACUGACACCACUAAGGACUCGACCAGCAGCGCUGUUGACACUGCAAAGGAUUACGGAACAAGGGCCAAGAAUACCGUAGCAGACUACGCCCAAGGCACCACCGACACUACCAAGGACUACGUCGGGAAGGCCAAGGACACCACUGCUGAUGCCACCACGCCCAAUCAGGACGACAAGGCUCUCAGCGAGAAGAUCACAGAAUCACUUGGUGCCUUGCCGGCGAAGGUAACGGACACUGUUUCCAGUGCCACGCAGACUUCCAGCACUUCUUCCACGCCAACUGGAGCUGCUCACAACGAAGCUCAGCCCGGAAUUUUUGGCAAGCUCACGGGAUUGUUUGGAUACGGCCCCAAGUCACCGGCUGAUCCUGCACACGAUGCCACCACCGGAGCCACUGGCACUCACACUGAAACAAACUAGAUUCGAUCCUUGCCUCGGACAUAGAUGCCGAUGCGAAGUUUUUCCCAUUACCACUACACAUUUCUAGUUCUUAUACGAAUGCUCCAGCUUGCACUGUAUAUGCACUUGCAUCGUUUGCAAGUGCAUGGCUGUUGUGGUAUGAGGCUACCGGCGCCGGUACCGUAGCAAGGAUAUUUGGACGCUUAUAUUAGGUUUGCUAUAGUAGAGUACGUGGAGUGUGAAGGUGAGAUUAUAAAUAAUUUCUUCUGUAAAUUGUGCCGGACUUGAUCCAGUCGCUGUUCAUGAAACGCAAAGAAUGACACAGCAAAGUCGUUCCACAUUUUGUACAAUCAA